GCAGAUUACCACUUUAAAUCAUAGGGAAAAUGUAGCUAAAAUAUGUAGAUUGGGUUUAGGGCAAAAAUCGUAACCUCUAUCUUCUCUCUCCCCCAGGUAUCUCUAAACUACUUGCAUGUGCCAUUCCUAUCGCUCAGAUCACCAUAGGUGCAAUGUACCUGUAUGACUGCCCCCGGCAGCACUACAUCCCCAUUUACCUGGUGGUAAUGGGGGCCUCCGUCCUGGCCCUAGCCCUGCUCUCCUGCCUACCAUGUGCCCAGGACUCAGAAGACAUGCCCCCCAACCUCCUGAACCAUCUCUGCACCACCUGGAGCACCCUGGCCUCCCUCUUCCUCUUAUGCUGGUUCAUCAGCGGUAACGUGUGGAUCUACUCCAUCUAUCAGCCCAAUUUCAACCAGACACUGACUGAGGACCCCUACUGCAACAAGACCCUGUACCUGUUUGCCUUCUGGACCACCACGCUAGCCUACGUUGUGCCGGGCCUUCUGCUGCUGGGGGGAUGCUGUAUGCUUGUCUGUGCCUUUAUACUGGGCAAGACGGACCCUGAUGACAACAGAGCAUGAGGGAGAGGAUGAGAAGAGGGGAGGAGAGGAGACAACAG
Molecule: messenger RNA, 601 nt
Organism: Salmo salar (Atlantic salmon)
Lineage: Eukaryota; Metazoa; Chordata; Actinopteri; Salmoniformes; Salmonidae
Source: RefSeq, a predicted model, not a curated record